CGCAGCCCUCGUCUCCUAGCAACCUAAAGACGCGCCGUGUACUGUUCAGUUGAUAGCCGGGCGCACAGUAUCUGCUCCGGAGCCGCCACCAUGUCCUCCAGACAAGCCAAGAAGAAGGAAUCUGGGCACCGCCUGAGCUCGGCCAUGGGGCAGACGCCCAGAGAUUUGUCAUCAGUUGUUGCUAAUGCAUUGGGUGCAUCAGUUGAAUUCAAGAAAGGAAGAUCUUCAAUGUGGCCAGAAUGGAAUGAAGCAGAUAUAAAUGCUGAGAAAUGGGACACAGGAAAAGCUGGAAAAGAAAAAGACAAGACUGGAAAGAGUCCAGGAUUACAUUUUUUUGAUGAUCCUGAAGGAAAAAUUGAAUUACCAGCUAAUCUAAAAAUCCACUCAUGGAAACGUCCCCAUGAGUUUAUAACAAGUGUGUCUCCUGUGGUUGUUAAGGAUGAAACCUCCUGUGAUUUAUUAUCAUCAAAUGAACAUUUAAUUGGAAGUGAGCUCAUGAGGUGGAUAAUUAGUGAGGUCAGUGCUGUCUGGAGAAUCUAUAAUGAAAAUCUGACAGAUAGUAAAGCCACAUCUGCAGAACCACCUGUGCUGGCAUGGAAGCCAUGGGAACACAUCUAUGCGCUAUGUAAAGCCGUAAAGGGGCACAUGCCGCUCUACAACAGCUAUGGGAAAUAUAUUGUGAAACUAUAUUGGAUGGGAUGCUGGAGAAAAGUUGUUGUGGAUGAUACUCUGCCGUUCAACGAAGAUGACAAGUUACUUCUUCCAGCAACUACUUGUGAAGCUGAAUUAUGGCCAAUGCUGCUGUCCAAAGCUAUAAUUAAGCUUGCAAGUGUAGAUACCAAUGGAUUUGCAAAACGGGAGCUUGGAGAGUUUACUGUACUGCAUGCGCUAACUGGAUGGUUACCAGAGGUUAUACCACUACAAAAUGACAGUCUCAAUGAAGUGUGGGAGCUGUUAAAAAGAAUAGUUCCUGAGUUCAAGUUACCUAACGAUGAAAAAGAUGAAUCCAAACUUAUCAGAGCAGAAGACAAAUCCAGAGACAAUAAGCUGGCAGAUGUUAAACUGGAAAUCCCUGUACCCAUCAUUAUUAAACCCUCCGAAAAGAACAGCAAAGAAAAAGCAGACUCAAAGGAUGGUGGGAAAAAGAAAGGAGACAAAGAGAAAAACAGGUCUGCCAGUCAUUCUGCACGACCCCCUUCAGAGUUAUCAAACCCCCUUCAGCAAUCUCUUCAAGAGUUCACAUCUGUAACAUUUGCGCCCCAGAUGGUUGUGUACGCUAGCUACUUACCACUCCAUUUGAGUGAGCAGAAGAUUUCUAUUCUUGGGCAGAUGGCAGACUCAUCAGAAAAUCUAAGACACUAUGGGUUAUCUCACAUUCACAACCAUCCAGUGCUCGUGUCUAGAACUAGAUCAUGUCCUUUAGUAGCUCCACCAAAACCUCCUCCUUUGCCACGAUGGAAACUGAUAAGACAGAAAAAAGACAUUAACAUCACAGAUGAAGCCAAAGAAAUAAGCCACGUCCCCUUAUCUCAUCCAGCUGAGUACACAGCUCCUCACCUCCCCUCCCCCGCUCUGUAUUCUAAGGACCCAGGUCUGCACAGGAGAAGGAACACAGAUAAGAUGAAACCUGUUGAGAAGAAACCUGAUCAGUUUGUAGAGAUCAUCACACCAUUUCUUAACAUCCGGUUGAAUCCACUCUCUGUACCAUCUGAAGGACAAACUGUAAAUACUACUUCAAGAAGAAGUUCUCUUGUGACAUCAAGCCUAGCAUCUGUCGAUGAGGCUGAAGAGAUAGUACAGAAAUGUACUACAGACAUCAGGGAAGAUGUGGGAUUUAAUGCUGGAAAUGAACCUCAGCAAAUAAGCUCUUCACUUCAAGAGAACCUAACAGAUGGCUUCAAGGAUAUUGUUACUGGUGAUGGCCAAACAACAAAUGGAUCUGGUCAAGCACCCAACAUUAUUGAAAAAGACACAGCGGUGGAAAUAAAGCAAGUCACAAAGCAAACAUGGAUGGAAUUUUCUGACUUUGGCAGGUGUUUUCAGACAUUGUACAUCUUCCACAAGCCAAAUACAUAUCCGUAUACUUGUCAGAAAACAGAUUUCAUCGUAAAGACAGCAGAUGAUCGAGAUAGAGGAACCUAUUUCUUAUUUGUAGACAACCUGCGGCCUACAGAAAUUUUAGUUAGCUUUUCAGCACUGACACGCUGGGGAGAUUCACUUGGGAAACCAGAUGCUGGAUCUCAGAAGGGUAUAUUAACAGCAGAGCAGUUUUCUUGGAAAAGUCUUGUCAAUGGACCAGUUAUUUUAAAACUACACACCUAUGUGACCAAAGCUGCUAUGAUAAGCCUGCCUCCAGGGCGUCAUGUCCUACGCUUCACUGCAAGUUCACCCUUAGGGCACCAUAUCCACCUGUGUAGCACUGUGCCAUUUGUCUUUGGUGAUGAGGAAACUGUUAUGCCAUAUCUAGACAAGGAAAGCUAUCGAUUUAUGGAUCAGGCUACGAUAAUAGUACGUGCUGUCCUGACAGUGAUGCAUAACUUUAGUAAUGGAAGUGAUCUACCCAAGGCAUUAAAAGACUUGGACAUCACACUUUAUCCACAGCAAAUAAGAGAAAAGGGAUAUACAGAAGAACAUUUUAAGGCAUUUCAUGCUGCUUUGUGGCAUCUCAUGACAGAAGCCAUGGGAAACAAAGUUACAGAUGAGUUGGUUUUUGCUUUCAGAGUCUUCACAAUGGAUUUCUCAACUAUUUUGACACCACAAUCUAAUUUUGUGCAAGACACAAAGCCAGAAAUACCAUCUUCUUGGCAAGAUAGAACCUCUACUUCUGUUGAAUUAGCUGCAUCUUCUAAACUUCAAGCUUGGUGGAGAGGACUUUUCUACCGGAAAUGUUUGAAUGGCAGAAAACCAGAAACCAAAGAAAACAUCAUUGUCAAAGGAAUUUUUGACAAAAUUGUUGCAGCUGUUGAAUUGAAUCCUGAACAGUAUGGUAUUAAUUUACUAAGGUAUAUGUUUAAACACAGUGCUGCUUCACACAAAUACCCCUGCUAUGCAGAUGAGCGAUACAGAAUUGCAUUUGCUGAUUAUGCAGUUUCCUACCCAGAUCAACCUGUAAAUUCAUGGUUUGUGGUUUUCAGGGAAGUUUUCCAUGUUCCUGAAGAUAUGCUUAUAGUGCCCAAGAUUUAUACAAACCUUCAAGCCUGUUUACUUCACGUCAUUAAUAAUGAUACAUUGGAGGAAAUACCUCGAGUGUGUAAUAAAGUUGCACCAUUCCUGUACACCAAAAACAUGAAGGGGUAUACAUUUAUAGCUGAAGCACAUGCUGGAGAAUUUUCUGUGGCAUCUGGAAAAUGGAGACUAAGACUUAUUCGAGCCUGUAAUCCUUUACUGUCACUUUCACGUGAUACUGUAAAUAGUGCCUUCUCUAUUAAAGAAAUCAGAGACUAUUAUAUACCUAACAAGAAAGAAAUAAUAUUUAGGUACGCCAUAAAAGCGGCAAAAGACCACAUUGCAACCAUUCAGGUGCAAACCUAUAAGUCAGAUGCAUUCAUCAAGAUACAGAUCCUUGAUAAUGAUGAAGAAGUUGUAAGUGCUACUGGCAAAGGCCAAGCACUUAUACCUGCAUUUUGCUUCAUUUCAAAUGAAAGGCCUUUAAGCUCUUAUUCAAGCAAAAGCCAGGCAUUGGUAAGUGGAACAAAGAAAGGAAGAAUCAGUUCAGGUGGAAGCCAGAAAAAUAAAACAUCUUCAAGACCUGGAAGCAUCGCUGAAACUCAACAUUCUUCAGAGAAUGAGACCGCAGAAGAAAAAGUGUUGUCUCCACAACCGACACAUAAAUACAUUGUACAAGCAACUGUGUUGUAUAGAAGUUGGGUGCUUACUGAAAGUCAGAUAGCAUUUGUUCAGACACUGAAGCAGUUGGAGAAGCAGGAAAUGAAAGAGAAGAAUGAGGAAAUUACAGCUGAGACACUCAACAGCUCAGAAAGCCUGAAAUCGGCAGGUACUCCAAAAACUGCCAAAAAAGGCAAAGAGAAAAUAGCAGAGAAAUUUGAAAAAGAAAAGUCUGGUAAGGACAAGGAUAGAGAGAGACUUCAGUCAACCCCUGUUUCAAGACCUGAAUCACAGGCCCAGCAGCAAAAUGACCUAAACAAACCUUUCUGGAUUCUGCGAUUUGUCAGUGAAACAAGUGAGGCGGACACGCUGGAAGUGAAGAAAGACACUGAGCGUAUAGAUGAGAUAAGAGCCUUAAAACAAGCCUGGGAGUUGGCAGAACCAGGUCGAGCUGUCAAGGCUUUACAGUCACGUCUUCAUUUUGUCAACAAGUAUAUACAGAAAGCUUCCACCGAUCUGCAAGAAAAUGUCCCUCAGAAUGACCAGAUUUCAGAACAGGAAGACGGUAAAAAACAGUUAGCACUGACUUCAAAAAUCCAAGAGCCUCAGUCUUCUGAACAACAAGUACCAACACCAAAGGCAGAACUAGAACCUUUCGACUUAUCUCCUUUUAUAAGAUGCCGACAGUCAGAACCAAUACUCCGAGAUGAGCAGAUUGUUCAGCAGCAGGCAUUGCAGAAAGCAGAGGAAAUCCGUCAAUUCCGACAGAUUAAAGAAGAGAUUUUAAAACAAAGAGAACAUGAACAAAAUGCCAGAAAUUUGCAAAAGCAAAAUGUUCUACAAAUGUAUGAGGAUUUGCAGAUAUCACUUGAUAGAGCGCGGGAGCAAUUUCUCAGUUCCCAAGAUGCAUACAGAAGAAAACUGCUAGAAGCUGAGAAUACAAAGCAGGAUGCUAGUGCAACUGAAGAAGCCACAGGUCACUUAGAAGAAGGCAAGAAAACUCACUCAGCCCAGAAGAGGAAAAGUGCAAAAAGUGGAAAAAAGAAAUAAAUUGGCCUAUUUCUCCCUCCCUUGCUUCCUAUGGUCACUUGCAUGUAAUGUCAAAAGUAAAAACAAGUUAUUAAUAACUGUAAAAAAUAAAAAUUUUAGCAUUAUAACAAUAUAACCAGUUAUUAUGCAAAAAAUAUAUAUUUUGUUUAAGAAGUCUUAAUUGACUAAGUCGACACGAGAGUAGAAUAACAGCAAAUACUGUCUUUUUUAAUAUGGAAGUCACUCUUAAUUUAUUGUUCUGUCAGUUGUAUUGAUUGUCAACAGUCCUAAGGAAUGAGC
Molecule: messenger RNA, 5154 nt
Organism: Hyla sarda
Lineage: Eukaryota; Metazoa; Chordata; Amphibia; Anura; Hylidae
Gene: ADGB
Product: androglobin
Exons: 36
Coding region: 91-4875 (1594 amino acids)
Biological process (GO): proteolysis
Molecular function (GO): heme binding; oxygen binding; calcium-dependent cysteine-type endopeptidase activity
Source: RefSeq, a predicted model, not a curated record